This is a messenger RNA of Aspergillus niger, 2901 nucleotides long. RefSeq lists its product as uncharacterized. The transcript is spliced from 2 exons. Gene Ontology annotation, molecular function: catalytic activity. The record is from RefSeq and is a predicted model, not a curated record. Lineage: Eukaryota; Fungi; Ascomycota; Eurotiomycetes; Eurotiales; Aspergillaceae. Gene Ontology annotation, biological process: nucleoside metabolic process. Bases 1 to 2901 code for a protein of 966 amino acids.
AUGAAAAUCCGGCGCGAAAGGUUGCUGUACGGGGCGCCUCAACAAGUAAUAUAUGGACUUAUAAAACUACCGCUCAAAUUGAUCUGGCAGAACACAGAGCCUUCCAGUGGCAAGAGGCCCAGGACAGUGCCCGCUGAAGCUAUCAAAGUUGCAAUUUUCUGCGCUUUAUCGUACGAGGCUACUGCGGUCAAGUAUUGUCUAGAUGAAGAACUCGCAUGUCAACCACGAACAAUAGGCCCCAAGAACUACAUGUACUCUUUCGGCCGUAUAGGUGAGCACAAGCUUGUUAUCGCCCAACCAGUUCACAUGGGGCUUGCCAAAGCUGCUCAAUGUGCAGCAACGGUUAGGCAACAAUUCCCACAUGUCCAGUUUGCCUUGCUGGUUGGUAUUGGAGCAGGCAUUCCAUGCCCGAAUAGGUGUGAUAUCCGGCUGGGCGAUAUUGCGGUCGGCAUCCCGCGAGGCAGCCACCCCGGAGUGAUACAGUAUGACUUGGGAAUAUACGAGGAGGAUGAAUUCGUACCACAAGGAUGUGUCAACAAACCACCAUCAAUCUUGAUAAGUGCAGAUGGAUCACUAGAAGAAGAUGAGAUAAUGAACCGAAGCCCACUGCGAGAGAUUUUGAAAGACAUCACAAAGAACCCUGGGUAUGAACGACCAUCAGGGCAGGAUAUACUGUAUGACGAUGAUUUUCAUCACAUCAACACUGGCGGCGACUGUACCGAGUGUGAGAAAUCGGACUGGAAGAAAAUUGUGCCCCGGACUCCGCGUUCUCUCGAACAUCCUGUGGUUCAUCGAGGUCUUAUACUUUCCGGUAAUGGCGUUAUAAAAACCCCACAGGAUCGCAAUCGCUUACGGCGUGGGCAUGACGACGCCAUUUGCUUCGAAAUGGAAGGAGCCGGCAUAGCCGAUGUGAUUCCUUGCCUUGUCGUGCGAAGAAUCUGCGAUUAUGCGAACACGCAUAAGCAGGAUGGGUGGCAUCAUUUUGCUGCGGCCGCGGCCGCAGCUCAUUGCAAAUCCAUCCUUCUCAAAAUAGAUACACAAGGAGUGGGAGAUGCUACUGAAAUGAGCUCUUUAUUGAGUGACCAAGACGACCUAUUAAGAGCGAUCAGAGCUAUGAUCCAAUGUCAAAGCCUAGCCACCGCAUUGUGGCCCCUUAAAUACCUGCUACCAUUAGAAACAAGCCAUGAUGGUGUAUGUUAUGAACAGAAAGGAUGCUUGGACCUGAAUAGACUGCCGAUAGCUAAAGAUGCUGCCUUUGACUCAUAUGCAGAGCAGCACGAAACUUUUUGUCUUCCGGGCACUUGCAUCAGCCUUCUCCAGCGCAUUGAGGACUCGGUGUACGAUGAAAGUGGAAGAUGCAUCUUCUACCUAAAUGGUAUGGCUGGAACCGGAAAGCCUACGAUAUCUCGAACUGUUGCCAAGAAUUUCAGAGAAAAACAAAUGCUGGGAGCUAGCUUUUUCUUCAAGAGGAAUGCAGGUGAUCGAGGACAUGCAAGACGGCUUUUCUCGACAAUCGCCAGGCAGCUCAUUACACAUCUCCCUCAGCUCUCACCUAUUAUCAAGAAAGCUGUUCGAGAAAACCCUGAUAUAUCCACAAAGUCACUAAGGGAGCAGUUUGGAAGACUUCUAUUUUCGCCACUGAUAGAACUGGGAAGAACUGGAAAGGACACCGAGACUAUUGUGAUCUUGAUCGAUGCAUUAGACGAAUGUGAGUCGGACAAAGACGUGCGACUCAUAGUUCAUUUACUAUCUCAAUUGCGGGACUCGGGUGUAGUACACCCACGGAUCUUCUUAUCAAGUCGACCCGACUUACCUAUUCGUCAGAGCUUCAGCCAUCUCGUUGCCAACAAGUAUCGUGACUUUGCUCUGCAAGAGGUUCUAAGUCCAACAAUAGAACACGAUAUAUCGCUGUUAUUGAGGCACAGGAUCGCAGAAUUCAAAAAUGAUAACCCACUUCCGUCCAACUGGCCCUCUGAGCAGGAUUUCCAGAAGCUUGUCACAUUGUGCGUUCCUUCGUUUGCUUUUGCUGCUGCUUUCUGCAACACGCUAGAGGAGCCUCAAUGGGAUCCGGAGGAAGUCCUUGGAGAGUUCCUCCAAAGCCCCAGGCUCAAUCUAGAUCAGAUAUACCUCCCCAUAUUGAAUCGCAUGCUCCAUGGGCAGACCAAAUCCCAGCAAGAGCGACUACUUCGGGAAUUUAAAGAAGUAGUUGGUCCGAUUCUUAUCCUCCAGCGUGCGCUAUCGGUCAAAUCGCUUUCAAUACUCACUGGAAACUCAGAGAAGUUGAUAAAGCGGAGGCUGGGCUCUCUGCACUCGAUCAUAAAAGUCCCAGACGAUGAUACACUACCAGUGGAACAUCUUCACUGGUCACUCCGAACCUUUUUACAUAGCCCAGACACGCGCGAGACGACACCCUUCUGGAUCGAUGAGAAAGAGACGCACAGUGAACUCACUGCGCAGUGCCAGAAGCUCAUGGAAUACACCUUUGAACAAAACACCCAUAAUCCACCAGCCUCCGACAAACCCCAAGUGGACUCGGACUCAGGGAAUGGGACAUACAACAAUACCACCCCGGAACUCCAAUAUGCGUGUCAAUACUGGGUACAUCAUCUAUUGAACAGUGCGGAUCCUGUUGAUAAACUAGACACAUUAUUUCCAUUCCUCCAGGAACACUUCUUUCAUUGGGUUCAGGUGCUAAAUGUCAUCAGCGACCGAUCUACUAUCACAGACAUGAUCAAUCGUUUACAGUCGAUCAAGCAUGAUCAUAAUAUGUCGAGGUUUCUGGAAGAUGUGAAGAAGUCCAUUCUUAAAAAUGAAGGUAGACGGAUAGAAGAUGAAGAAGAUGAUAUUACGCGAUAUACAGUUGGCCAAUCGCUUUAUAUGGCCGGGUGUCUUGGAAUUUAG